AUGAAACUAAUAGAACUUUUGUACAAAACAACUUAUUAUCAAGAUACACUAGCUGAAUCUGUUCAUUUGUUAAAUAGGAACAACUUUGAAGUUAAUCAAAAACAAAUAGAAUUUGAUAAAGAAGGAGAAAAUAACACAAAUAUUCUUAUGGAACUUAUUUUCAGAAUAGAACUAAAAGAUCUCAAGUCUCAACUCAAUACAAUAUUCUCUAUUAAAUUAACCUUUGAAAUUGUCUAUUAG
Molecule: messenger RNA, 240 nt
Organism: Rhizophagus irregularis DAOM 181602=DAOM 197198
Lineage: Eukaryota; Fungi; Glomeromycota; Glomeromycetes; Glomerales; Glomeraceae
Source: RefSeq, a predicted model, not a curated record